Messenger RNA from Lytechinus variegatus (green sea urchin), 3961 nucleotides. It is a transcript of the gene gsap, whose product is annotated as protein pigeon-like. Gene Ontology annotation, cellular component: trans-Golgi network. Bases 241 to 3657 code for a protein of 1138 amino acids. The record is from RefSeq and is a predicted model, not a curated record. The transcript has 23 exons. Lineage: Eukaryota; Metazoa; Echinodermata; Echinoidea; Temnopleuroida; Toxopneustidae. Gene Ontology annotation, biological process: positive regulation of amyloid-beta formation.
ACCGCUAGCUAGCUAAAUUGUGUCAUCUCGUUGCUGCUGAGAUCCGCGACCAAACUCCGACCAAAGUUGAACAUUGAGCAUUAACUCAGCUCAUCAAGUUAUGAUCCCUAAAACAGGCAUUUGGACGUCAAUUCAAUCCAUCUAAAGGGCGUUUCUGUUGAAGAGUCUUCCCUGUGGAGAUAUCUUCAUUCAUAUUGGACUCUUCCUAGUUCUUUCCUACACCAGAAGCGGAAUUCUGUGAUGGAGCUGGAGUGCACAUUUGACAUAGAGAGGGAUAUUGUCCCUUACAUCCUUGGGAGGAGAGAGGAGGCUAUCAGCAAAGGUCAAACAGAUAAGGACCUGACCGUGCGUGUGGUAGGACAGGAACGAGAUGGCACCCUGCUUUACACCUGGGACGAUGUAGCACCAGUCGAUGGCAGUUAUGCACAGGUGACCCAUAUUGGACUCUACGAUCCUGCUGAACAGAAGAAUAAAUGCCUCUUUGUACAUGAUUGUAAGAUACUGAUAACCAGCUGCUCUAUGAACCAUGACCACAGCAUCCUGGCUUACGUUGUCAAGGAAACACAGCCCGUAUCACCCCCUGGGGGGCCAGAUGAAGGAGCUACGUCACUGCCGUCUAUCAAUUCACACCAACCGCAAGAUGUGUAUAGGGCAUUCCUUGCUGAGAUCAAACCACAACAUGCCAUCUUUGAUUUGAACGUUGAGCGGUCAUCUCUGCUUCAUGUCCAGUUCCUUUGGCCAAGGACAGUCCAAGGUCCAGCCGACCCCAUGGCCGCAACGGUCAAGGACUGCAGGCUCUUGGUCUUUCUUCACAGAGAAUCCAUUGGUCUGUACAGGGUACCCAUAGCAAGAAUGGGCAAUGACAGUGUGGUUAUCAGUGGGCCACCGGAUGCCCAGCCUGUAGUGAACCGUUUCCUUUGGGCCCAGUGGGAUGCUCCUACCCAACGUCUCUUUGUUGUGCUCCAGCGUAACCGACUUCCCUCAGAACCGGAGCAGCUUGCCAUCUUUAGGAGCUAUGAGUUCACAGGUCAAGGGUCACAGACAUCCUUUACCAAAAUGAUGGAAAUUGAGCUUCCUCCUGAUGUCAAGCUACCAUCAAGCAGGUAUUCAUAUGAAUUGCCAUCUCUUAGAAACACGGUCUCAGAUAAAUCCAUCAAUAUGUACGUCAUCUGCCAGUCCGGAGGUUCGCUCUGUGUAUGUUACCAGCUGCCUCAGAAGAAACUGGCUGGGUCAAAGCCAUCCUCGCGCCGUCAGAGCAAGGCCAAGCUUCAGAUCCCACCAACCGUUGUAUCAGGUUCCGGACCGGAGGGCCAGGUGCAGAGAAGGCCAGGUAGUCUGGACCUAUCACAGGCAGAUUCACUGAGGGACGAUCCUGCAGGUCCUCGGUCCAACACCCCAGGAUCCUUAAUCUCGUCCUCUUCUGUACCAUCCCUGGCUCGGCUGACCACUCCUGAAUCUCCUCUCACAGACUCCAACCUGGACCUUAGCUACGAUUCCACCUCCAACAUCAGUGCUGCCGGUCCACAGAACUGGUCAACCCUCGGCUCUCCGUGUUCAGACUCUGCCCCGAGCCCGCUAAGUGGUUCAAGGACAUUACUGGAUGCACACUUGAAUCAAAACUUACAUGAAUCUGGGAUCCGUGAUAAAUCGAAGUCUCCUAGCCAGUUUGUUGAUGUUCAUUAUGUGGUAUUAGUUCUGCACCAUAAGACUAUUUUACAUUGCAGUGUCCCUCAUCUACAGAAAAGCAUCGCAAAACGAAUGCAGCUCUUCUUUGCUCCCAUGAAUGGAUACAUCAUGGCGUACUACCCGGGGACAGUGCUCCACCUCCUGAAUGUGAAUCCUGAGAUGGAGCCAUGUCUCCACCUUGCCUUCGAGCCUCAGGAUGUUCCUUGGAUCCCUCUUCCUGGAGAUGAUCCAGAACAAUCGAGAUCAGAGCAACUCAGAAGCACUAGGCCUCUUCUCAUGCACUGCCAGCGGGACAGGACUGUCAGUAAAUAUGAUGAUGUCCUGUUUGAUGCUGUGUCCGGAUGCUGCUACCAACCAAUCAUCAAUAAAGACAAGCUCCCUCUGUUGUUGAUGGGAGAUAGUCAAGUUCCUUUCAAGCUUGGUCUCCUACACUUAGCUCUCGUCAAUCUCAAGGAUGCUACACUUAAUAAGAAGAUCAUCGAGAGCAUUACCCAGGAUGCAUUUCAGCUGGAGAUGCAGGACAUCCUUGCAGAGUUCCUGUUGGCAGGGACGUUCUGCUGCGUGAGACUCAAGUUGGAUAAAGAUAUUCUUAGGUACCUUCCUUUCACCAAGGUAGACACCACAAAGACUGUCUUUAUUGAGACACUAGAUGGCAGCAGACUUGCAUGUAUCAAAGCAGUAGAGAACAGAUACAUCCCCAAGAUAUUCCUAGGCAAGAAGGGACGUCGUGACAAGCGUCUUGGCAUGGACGCCAGUAGUUACCUGUGGGACACACUUGAGAGGCAGAUAAGGAGAAGUCAAGAUUCAAUUAGGGCACCAAGCAAAAGGUUCGAUACCAGGAAACUGGCCCAGAAGCUCAGAGAACAGGAGCAAUCAGUUAAUAUACUAAGGAGUGAAGAAAAGGCCACCCUGCCCUCGCAUCCGCAGAACGCCCGCUCGUCGCUGCUCAAGAAAGUAGCUGCCUUCUCCAAGAGGGCGCUCACACCGACCAAGGAGGUCAAACAGGUCAAAGCCAAAGACCCUCUCGCUGCCGCCAUGAUGGAAGAAAAUUCGACCAAGGAAACUGGCGAAGAUGUCAAUCACAAUAAACACAUUGAAAUGAUCUUGGAAGAAGUUGUGUCCUUCUUCCGCUCGAGGAUGCCAUUCCACAACCAGGAUCGGCUGGAGAACUACGCUUCUGAGUUUGUGAGUAGUCAGUUACAACACUUCAAGGUGAUGGUGGCUAUGCUGUUGUCUGCCAACGGAUUCCAUGAAAACAUUGAUGAUCUUGCCCAAGUCCCGUUAUGCGAUGGACCCACAGAGGAGGAAAUGAAUCUGUUCCACAUGGUUGAAAGGGUUUUUGCUGCUGCACAGAAUCUCUGCUUUCCAAUGCCCAUUGGUUUCAAGAACUUCAUUCUUUGCCUAGCCUACCGAUGCCUGGAUGCAGGAAUGUUCCUCCAGUAUGUCAAUCAAGGAGUCUUUGACAUCUCAGAGACCUUCAUGACCCGCAUGGUUAAGGAGGUGUUGGAUGAAGAAAGGACCAAUGUCGAUCUAAAGAUGAAACUCAUACAAAAACUACCAAAGGCUUCUGCGGAUAGAGUUCUGAUGUCUUGGAACCAUCCAUCCAGUAAUCUUAUCAUCGCACAGCAGUAUGCUACAUCUUGCCUUCAUGAAGGUGGUGAAUAUGGUCAACGAAAUCUUAGUAGUGCAAUGUUGCCCCAAACGAGGCCUCAGAAAUCACGCAAGAAAAGCAUGGAAGCAGCCAUACCAGGAUUAGAGGCAGAAGAGGACUUCUUGGAUAUGAUCCCAAACUUUCCUCCUCUCAACUACUUCAUGAAAUACAUUGAGGGAACAGAUAAAAAUUUGCAGUCUUCAACUCAGUCAAGGUUAGACAUUGGUCAGAAAGCCAACAGGACACAGUUCGUAGGACGAGUAGCACUGCAAGCUUCUGUACGGAGCCAUGGUUUGGAUCUUGGCGGGAUAGCUUUCUAGUCAGAUCAUCCCAUCCUUAUGAUACAUCAAUAGAAUAUGCUGGAUGUAUUCAGGCUCAAUUUUCAAGAGCCAGAGAAUUGCACAUGAAAUAUUGAUAAUACUGCGUAGCAAUUUUUCUUGUGGUUGGGCACCCAAUCAAAAUACAUUUUUAUGUAAAAUGGCUUAAUAUAUCCUGUAAAGCACAUUUCCAUUAUAUAUCCUCUGCAUACGUGUAACUCUUUUAGGGCACACACACUCAUGUAUUAUGGUAUUGAAUUAGAAUAGUGAUAGAUGCAUUCCAGGGACUUGCCAAAGCUAAAUACAC